AUACUUAAUUAAGAAAUAUUUUAAAGGAAAUUGUAUCUAAAUCGAACAGAGAUCGCCACUGACACUUUUCUUUACACAAGAAAAGUACAUCCAAAGGUAUUUCUGAGAGUUCUGUUUCCUCCUACUCUACACUAAAGGACAAAAAUACGCAGCGUAACAUCCCUAGCUACUAAUAUUAUAUCCUAUGCCAUUGAUGAAAGCGUCGUUUUUGCGUAACGCAAUAUAAUUCAAGUUACCGGGUGUAAUGCGUGCGAAAAGGACGAUAGAUACCUUUUCACCCCCGACAUUCCUCCCCCAAUUUUCCAUCAACCGCCGCUAGUUGGCGCCUGCGAGCCUUCCCUCGCACAUGUUUAAUGCCUUAUUUUUUGUUUGGAGCAUGUAAACAAACAGUUUUUGUGUAUAAAAAUUGUAGCCUAGACGCUUUUCUGGAGAAAUGUGUUUACAUUUGUGUAUUUACCUGGUGAAGAUACUGAAUGAUGUGUGUUCCUUUGAUAAGACUAAAUAGUAUAAGAUGCUGAAUCGGACGUUCAAAUAUAUAGUAAUAAGAGCUUAUCCAAACGAAAGUACAAAAAUUCUCAACGUUUACUUUAAAUCUCUCGUGAGAAAAUGCUUGUUUCUCUCAUAAAGCAUUGGUAUCUGGGGUAGUCUGGGGGUAAACAUGUGUGAUAAGGAGGAAGUAAGGAGCGAGGCGGGCCCAGAGGUCACUCCGAAGCGGCUCUGCUGGCCCAAACGCCCGCCGGCCCCUUUACCAGACACCAGGGGACUGUGUUGUGCAAAACUUUUAAGGAAAAGUGGAAAGGCGAAAAAGGUCCUACUAUUCCCUGAAGAAGGGUGGGCGAGGAGUGCCUCUUCAUCUUAUUGGACGCUGCAGCCCUGUUGGUGGCGCCGGUCUAGAUGCAAGGUCGUGGAAGUUGCUGGAACGAGAAGACACAGCACCCAAGCGAGAAUGGUGGUCAGCGGCGUGAACGCAGUCUACAUAGUUGGAACCUUCAAACAUCUUGGAACCGAUGCUGAUUUCAAGCUAUACCUAACAACCAACGUUACCCAGGCAGACUUCAACAUGGGCUACACAAUGACAGGCACCCUGGAGAGAGGCAGCCGCUCAACAAACACCUUCCAAAUGACGCAUUUCGCUGUCCUACGCCGGUGCGACCACGAAACACACCAUUUGAAAACCGCAUAACACGGCGUUGUUCCGUGAUAUACCAUAUUUUCUUAUGCCAUACUCCAAAGCUUACUUUUGAGCUUAAACUAAGCUGGUUCGGCGAUGAUAAGCUAGUAUAAUUUUUGUAUCAUA
Pieris napi is the source of this 1297-nucleotide messenger RNA. RefSeq lists its product as uncharacterized. The record is from RefSeq and is a predicted model, not a curated record. NCBI's taxonomy places the organism in Eukaryota, Metazoa, Arthropoda, Insecta, Lepidoptera, Pieridae. The coding region runs from base 659 to 1183 and encodes 174 amino acids. The transcript has 5 exons.